Penicillium soppii is the source of this 1125-nucleotide messenger RNA. RefSeq lists its product as uncharacterized. The coding region runs from base 1 to 1125 and encodes 374 amino acids. The record is from RefSeq and is a predicted model, not a curated record. The transcript is spliced from 6 exons. Gene Ontology annotation, molecular function: arylformamidase activity. Lineage: Eukaryota; Fungi; Ascomycota; Eurotiomycetes; Eurotiales; Aspergillaceae.
AUGUCCAAUCCCUCUUCCACUAGGCUCUCUGCGAUAUCCGGGCAUAUCGAAUGUCCAACUCGUAAACCUGUGAAAUUGAAUAAUAACUCCACCGCCAUAUCAACCGCUCAAGCCGCCGACCAGGUACCCUGGAAUCCGAAUAACGCAAAGUUUCCUUGCCGGAAAGAUCUCCCAAAGCUAUCUGGUGCCCCGGAGGGCGCCGCUUGGGUCUGGGGAAAAGAUGACGAAUUGGGCAGGUUGAACCUCCUCACGCCCCAGAGAGUCAAGGCAUCUGCCGCUGAAAUUGACACUGGCGAAAUGGUACGACUAGAUCUUCCUCUCACGGUGCCUGAGAAGCCAGCUUUCGACCGUGAGGUGUUCCAGCAUAACAUCAAAACGCUUGUUGAGGACGUUGCGUAUGAUGAUACAUACACAAUGAACACACAAAGUGGCACACAGUGGGAUGGGUUCAGACAUUUUGGCCACAUAGACAGCAAGUGUUUCUACAACGGAGCCAAAAGCACUGACUUCGUAGGUGACGCCGCAAAUCACCGCUGCAGCAUCCACCAUUGGGCAAUCCACGGAAUUGCUGGUCGUGGAAUUCUAUUGGAUUACUAUCAAUAUGCCAAAACCAACAAUAAGGCCUACGAUCCCUACACAAGUCACAGCAUUACUUUGUCGGAGCUGCAAGCAUGCGCAGCCUCGCAGGGCUUAGACCUACGCCCACAGUCAGAGGGCGGCGAUAUUCGCGUUGGAGACAUCCUGCUCGUGCGCUCCGGCUUUGUAGAGAGGUAUCACGAGCUUAGCUCCGAGCAGCGAUAUGCGGCUGCGACGCGGUCUCACGAGGACUUGAGUUUUGCGGGACUAUCACGCGAGCCGGCUGUCCGUGACUGGUUGCAUGAUUGCUAUUUUGCUGCUGUUGCUGGCGAUUCGCCGACAUUUGAGUCAUGGCCUGUCCCUGAGCAUGAUCAUUUGCAUCAGAGCCUGCUCGCGCUUUGGGGGUGUCCUAUUGGUGAGAUGUGGGAUUUGGAGAAACUUGCAGAGAAAUGCCGUGCUAGAGGGAAGUGGUCUUUCUUUAUGACUAGUGCCCCGGCUAAUAUGCCUGGGGGAGUCGGAUCGCAUGCGAACGCAACUGCCAUUCUUUAA